This is a messenger RNA of Funneliformis mosseae, 324 nucleotides long. NCBI's taxonomy places the organism in Eukaryota, Fungi, Glomeromycota, Glomeromycetes, Glomerales, Glomeraceae. The record is from the annotation of a GenBank genome assembly.
AUGAUUCCAAUCAAAGCUUUAAACGAUCUUGAACGAAACAAUAAUCGAACAAGAGUGAUUCGGCGUAGGAGACAACGGAUUACAAAACAAUUUUAUCAAAGAAGAAAUUUAAUCGUUCCUACACGACCCCCAAGAAUCAUUAAUCGAAGACAGAACCAACUUGCAAAUAGGAUUUGUCAAAGAAGUAGAGUUCAGUUCAAUAAUAACGAUACAUUAUACAGAAUUUCAAAUUUACCUUCUCAAAUGGCCAAUAAUCUCAAUAAUCUCAACAAUCUCAAUAAUCUUUUGGUGGAAGAAUUCUUCAAUGGCGCUUCAUUUGUUUAA